AUGCCGCUCCACCUUUCCAGGGACGAGAUAGUCGCCCGCAUGGCAAUGUCCAUGAACAACUCGCCCCUGAACAAUCUUUUUGAGCCAUUCCAGUACCGCCCCGAUGUCGACCCCAACGCGACACGUCCCCACAGCUUCAUCCGCCCUCAGCACGGCGCGGUGAAUCAUUUCCUAAGCACAACCCCAACCCACCAUCAAUCGCAUGCCGAUCGCCAUGGAGCCAGCGCGGGCGCUACUCCACAUUUACAACCGCAAGGCCAAGCCCCGGCUCGCAUGAGCUUACAGCAAUCGCGCGACUUCAACAAUGGAAUUGAUGAUAGCGCGCAUCUAGCACAGAUGCGAGAAGCCUUGCAGGACUCUCCCGCUGGGCAAAUGAUGCCACCGACAACACUAUCGCAAAGCGUACUUGGGGUUGGGAAUCCCAGUCCCAAUGGCGCGCACUCGACGCAGAAUAAUAAUGGACUGGUGAUGCUCGAGUCACCGUCUCAAUCAUUUCAACCGGAAUUUAUAGCGCUAGAUGUUGAGCCUAUUGGACCGGUAUCUUUCAGCACGACUUCUGAAGAAGCCGGUAUGAAGAUUGUUCCGGAUGCUCCUAAUCUGGAGUAUUGGCGAAACAAGCUAUUUAAUGUUGAUGAAAUGAUUACGUUGAGCGAGGAGGAGUUUCAGACUUAUUUCCCGCACGUUGAUAAUGUGUACUCGCAUCGCUCGACGCAACGGUACAAGAGUAGACCCUUUGUUUCUCAUUACUGGGACUGUCGAUUGAGAGGUCGACCGCCUGGUACGCCCAAGUCGGAUAACCCAGAAAAGAAGAAGCGCAAGCGCACGGCUAGAGAGCGAGAUCUUUGCCAUGUCAAGAUUAAAGUUGUUGAAUACUUUCCGCAGAUCGAGUCAAGUGCGGAUAUCAUGCCUGUGGACUCGAGUCCUGCUCCUGUUUCUGCUCCUGCGCCUUCCGCGGCUCCAAUUGCUGUUCCUGGUAUAUUUACAUGGGCUUUGGACACCCCGGAAAGCACGAGAAAAAGCAGUGGGCAGGCGUUUCAAAUGAUCACUCCUAGUCACAGCCUUCCGCCUAAUCAUCCUGGUGCAAACGGGGCGAGAUACUAUACAAUCCAACGAGUGAAUGGCAACGGCGCCAAUGGGAAGAAUGACGGUGUGGCUGGUGGCCAUCGACAUACACUAGAAGAGAGCGACCGCGUCAAGAAAAAUAGUGUGCAGCGAUAUCUGAAUAGGGAAACUAAGGACAAAAGAAAUAAAAUGGAACAAACCAUGUCUUCAGGACGGAGCCAAAAGUCAUACCAUACAAAAGCGACAGGUCUGGCCGCUGAGACGGUGGACAAACACGCCGCCGAGUCUAAUCUCAAGCUGUAUGGAAGUUGUUUCUGCCCCUUUGUGCAGCGGGUAUGGAUUGCAUUGGAGAUGAAAGGUAUCCCGUAUCAGUACAUUGAAGUGGACCCCUAUCAAAAGCCCGAUUCCCUGCUGGAGGUGAAUCCAAGGGGACUUGUUCCAGCAUUGCGACAUGAUGACUGGGGAUGCUAUGAGAGCAAUGUGUUGUUGGAAUAUCUCGAGGAUUUGAACGCGGGGACUGCAUUGCUACCGCGAGAUGCGAAGCUGCGUGCUCACUGCCGACUGUGGGCAGACCAUAUCAAUCGGCAUAUUGUGGCGAAUUUCUAUCGCGUCCUGCAAGAACAGAACGAGCAGACACAAGUCCAAAAGGCGCAAGAUCUGCGAAGCUCAAUCGAGCAAUUGCUGGAAGCGGCACAUCCCAAGGGUCCGUUCUUUCUGGGCGCGCAGAUGAGUCUUGUGGAUGUCCAAGCUGCGCCAUGGAUAAUCCGGCUGAAAAGAGUCCUGAAGCCAUACCGAGAAUGGCCAGAUGCCGAGGAGGGAAGUAGAUUGGCGGCUUGGGUGGAUGCAAUUGAAAACGACCAGCAUGUCCAGGCGACGACUAGCACGGACGAGCUGUACCUCGACAGUUACCAGCGCUAUGCCCAAAACCGCCCAAACACAUCUCAGGUCGCAAAUGCAAUCAACUCAGGAGAAGAUCUCCCCUGA
Molecule: messenger RNA, 2046 nt
Organism: Penicillium antarcticum
Lineage: Eukaryota; Fungi; Ascomycota; Eurotiomycetes; Eurotiales; Aspergillaceae
Product: glutathione S-transferase family protein
Exons: 7
Coding region: 1-2046 (681 amino acids)
Cellular component (GO): cytoplasm
Source: RefSeq, a predicted model, not a curated record